Nicotiana attenuata is the source of this 477-nucleotide messenger RNA. Its product is annotated as P-selectin glycoprotein ligand 1-like. The coding region runs from base 1 to 477 and encodes 158 amino acids. The transcript has a single exon. NCBI's taxonomy places the organism in Eukaryota, Viridiplantae, Streptophyta, Magnoliopsida, Solanales, Solanaceae. The record is from RefSeq and is a predicted model, not a curated record.
AUGCCAAGAGCCAAGCGUUACCAAAACUUGCAAAAGUCAGUUCAACUAGCAUCUACUUCACAAGGUGUAGCACAACCCUUAUCAACAACUGAGUCAACACCUUCACAUCUUGAUGAUAUGCCGCAUUUGGUAUCAUUUUCUCAACCGACACCUUCAGUCCAGGCCGCAGCACAUCAGACUGCAUCAGUUAGGACAACAUCACAGCCGGCCCCGUCAGUUCGGGCUGCAGCACAGCCGGCUCAUUCGGUUCAGGCCACAUCACAGCCGGCCCCAUCAGUUCGGGCUGCAGCACAGCCGGCUCAUUCGGUUCAGGCCACAUCACAGCCGGCCCCAUCAGUUCGGGCUGCAGCACAACCGGCUCAUUCGGUUCAGGCCACAUCACAGCCGGCCCCAUCAGUUCGGGCAGCAUCACAGCCGACACAAUCCAAAAGCGUCCUGGACGUGAGUGUUCGCAACAUUGGACAGUUGAUGCAAUAG